UGCCAGGUUGGCUUGAGUGGAGAAGAUGUUGGAGUUAUAACACCCUACCGAGCACAAGUAAAACUAAUUCGUGAGUCAGUACAGCACAAUGUCACUGGUGGUCACAGGAUAGAAGUCAACACUGUAGAUCAGUACCAGGGACGAGACAAAAGUGUCAUCAUUUAUUCCUGUGUACGCUCAGGUGUGACACAAGUUGAGGCUGGAGAAAUUCUUCAAGAUGAGCGACGUUUGAAUGUGGCUGUAACAAGGGCAAAGCAUAAACUGAUCAUGGUUGGGGAUGUCACGACUUUGAAGCUGUAUACACCCUUCAAGCAACUAAUUGAUCUUCUGGACACCAAUCAAAUUUACAGUCUAAAAGAAGCCAGCAAUAUCCUCUCUUGGACUGAUUGAUUUAUGAAACAUUUUGUGUUUUACCAAAGUUAAUUUAGUAGUUUAUUAUGUUAUUUUUAUAUACAAGAUGCCUAAUAAUAUCAAUGACUAAGAGAUAUGUAACCUUUUAUUUUAUAUUAUUUAAAUUAUUGGUGCUGCUUGCUUGUUUAGAUUAAGUUUAGGUACUGCAUUACAGACAUUGAAAAUUAUUAUUUACUUAUUAUUUUUAUAGCUUUCAUGAUUGAACAGUAGCACAAUGGCGGGAUCAUGUUGAAAGUAUUAAUUUCCCUGAUUUUUUAUAUCAUAUAUUAAAAAAAGAUUUUUAACUAUUGUACCUAAAAGUGAAGAUGAAACUCAUUAAUAUAAAUAUAUAUUUUAUUGUAUGUUUCUGUACUUUGUUCAGAGACAAGAUAGGAAUAAUUACAGAUUUAUUUUAUGUAGAUCUACCUUGUGCAUGAAUUUACUUUUGUUUAGCCUGCAUGGUGUAUGAUAAGCCAUAUUAAGUACAUGUGGCAAAUGGUAGACAUAAAUUUACUUAGCAUUCACUGUGAUUUAUCACCAGCUGUCUUUCAGAUUUUUAAAAUGUGAUAUGAAGAGUAUUAAUAUUUUUAUGUCUGAAGGUGUGUAUAUAUGUAAAUUCUAUUAAAAAAAAAAAAAA
Molecule: messenger RNA, 1027 nt
Organism: Penaeus vannamei (Pacific white shrimp)
Lineage: Eukaryota; Metazoa; Arthropoda; Malacostraca; Decapoda; Penaeidae
Source: RefSeq, a predicted model, not a curated record